GGAGAGGACUAACUUACUGCAUUAGGCAAAUGUGACUGUGACAUCACAAGAGAGUAAUAAAAGCCCAUUUGCCAGCAGAACUCAGCCAGAACAUCCAUCCAUCCAACAAAGAGUGGUCUUGUCCUGGAAUUACGGUGCAGUCACAGGAGUAUCGAAUGGGACAAAACCAGGGCAAGGAGGGGGAGCUAGGGCAGGACAACAGCUCUGCAGGACCAGAGGAAAAGGGACCAAACCCAGACCCUGGGGGGGCCAAAGAGGAAGGAAAUCUAACCAUUGAAACUCAUGGUGUCGGGACAGAUGAGGAGAACACAGCCGGUGGAAGGUUGGAUGGAGGCCCAGGCAGGGAGUCACCAUCACCUACACCAGUGCACGGUUUGGAUUCUCAUGAUAAGGUGUGCGCUCCCACGGAUGGGGGGGUUGUGCAGGGAGGGGAUGGCGGGAAAGAGGGAGGAAGAAAGAGUAGCGAGGAGGGCAGGGCUGAACCGCUGGCUCCACAGCAGUUGAAUGGAAUCGCACAGUCUGACAGCUGCACGAAAGGCACAUGGGAGGCUGGUGAACCAGACCACGAGAGAAAAGAUUCAAAGAGUACGCUAGAAGACUGUCAGGACAAACUUAGGUGUAACCUUCCUGGUAAAGACGAAGUUGAAAGCGGACGCACAGGAGAAAACAGGAGUAAGAAGUGUGCGAAAAUGGAAUCUGUCUGUGGAGAUGACGAUAAGCGAAAGAGCCAGGAAGAGGACAGAAAACUAGAUUUUGAAGCUGCCUAUGAUAUUAGCCAAAAAAAUACAGGGCCUACCUUGGAGAUUCGUGAAAGGAAAGGGAAUGCCAACACCAACGUUCACUUCAUGGUUCAAGACCAAGCUUUAGUCAUUACUGAAAAGACUGAAUCGCAAAACAAGAGGCCGAUUAACAAGCCCACAACAUCAAACCUCGUGAUGAACUCACAAGUGGAAACAUCAAAGGACAGUACUGAGGCAAUUCAGCACAGGAAUGAAAAAAUACAGAAUAACAUGCCAGAGAAUGCAGAUAAGGUUGUAACAGAAACCCCAAACGCUGAACUUUCCUCUCCGAAGAACAUCGAAAUCCAAGGGUGGUCAAUGAAGGACGUCUACAGAGCCAGAGAACCAAAAACCCCAAACGCUGAACGUUCCUCCCCGAAGAAGGUCGAAACCCAAGGGUGGUCAGUGAACGAUAUCUGCAAAGCCAGAGAACCAGAAACCCUAAACGCUGAAUGUUCCUCCUUGAUGAAUGUUCAAACCCAGGGGCGGUCAAUGAAGGAUGUCUGCAGAGCCAGAGAAAACAUUACGGGGUGUCAGCCAACAGAUGAUGUCAUAAAGACCAGCUUUACUAGUUCAUCUCUGGCAGGUGCGGAUUUACAACGCAAAGCUGUGAGUCUGGUAAGAGCGCAGAGCCCGGAGGACCUCGGCGCCUUAGAAGUGGCAUCCAAGUCGCCUUGGGGUCACUCUGAGAGCCAUCGACAAAUAUCUGCAGGCGAAUUCACACAGGACGAGCUUCAGAAGGAAAGGCAAUUUAAUGUGUCAGACUUGGAGAGCCCUUGGACAAAGGAAACUUCACUUGGGAGAUCACCCGCUGGAGGUCAUAAAAAUAAAGAUGGCAUAAGAGAGACCGGAGAAAGAGAAAAUCUGGAAUCUGCUUCAAAGGGUCCGCAUCAUUCCCAUGCAAAGAAAACUGAGAUAAAAGAUCUUUCCCUGCGUGGAACAGAAACGGAAGAGGGUUGUUUUGUGACAUCUAAUAUUGCCAGUAUAGGUAUGCUGGGUGAAAACAAACCCUGGCUACAAAGCUAUGAAGAUGAGAAAUGUAUUACAUUCUCUGAAGACAUUACAGAUUCGAACCCCCCUUGUAAAUCUGAUGUUCAAGAGGAUUCCCUUCUUUCAGCAAAGGCCAAAGUACACACAGAGACAAGUCUGGAAUGGUUUCUGGCUGAAAUGAGUCCACAAGCAGUGAUUGUGAAGGAUACUACACAUGAGAUGGAUCCAGAAGGUUCUUCUAUAAGUGCAGUGAUUGAUGUAGAAGAUGCUACAAAACAACAGAGGUUUGAGGGAAACGCUAACGCUAAUGCUAACUCGGGCUACAUGACGUCAUCAGAGAGAGACAAGGUCAGCAAGUCUAAUCAGAAUACCAUCAGCUUGUGUAAGGAAACAUCUGCAACUGGUUCCAUCUCUGAGCUCAUUGCUGGUCCUGAGACAGCUUCGGGUCGCACAGAUGAUAGGCCAAGUGUGGACAAGAAAACAGAAGUUACUCAGUCUGGUUCUUCUCAACUUCAAGGAAAAAGUUUUUUGAAGAUUUUACCAAAUGCAUCAACCCAUUCCACUGUAACCCCGACAGAUGCAUCCGAUCAGUGCAUCCAAUCAGAUGGUUGUGCUGCAUUAGUAGACAAUGCAGCAAACACAUCUGCUGCACAAGAUGUGCAGCAUUCCUCCUCCGUGUGCAACCUUAUAAGUAUGCAAGCUAAUGAGAAACAAGAUGAAGAGCAGAACAAGCUGUCGACACAAGCAAAUUGUCACGCUUUAGAGAAGAAACAUUUAAGCCAGCUUGACCAAAAGCAUGCAAUAGAAAGCAACCCGACCACCAUCGCGGAAACACCACAGGGUGCACAGAAAAGACAUGUUUCUGAUAUGAUAAAGGAAACGAUUGAGUUGCAGAAGAAGAUGAAGGAGUGGACCAAGCCUGCUGAGGCCAGGGUUGAUCUGACCUUAGAUCCAACACAGUCUGUAAAAGUGUCACAGAUGAAAGCAGCAUUUGAUACCCCUAAGAAAUCACCUGACAAAGCACUUGAGAGAAAACCUUCAGUAAGAAAAGAUAUGUUCAAACGGGUUGUACGACAGAGUAAAUUCCGGCAUGUGUUCGGCCAGGCGGUGAAGAAUGACCAGUGCUACGAUGACAUCAGGGUGUCCCGGGUCACGUGGGAUAGCGCAUUCUGCGCGGUCAACCCCAAAUUUGUUGCCAUUAUUGUGGAAGCCAGCGGAGGAGGAGCGUUCAUGGUUUUGCCUCUUCAUAAGUCGGGCCGUAUAGAUAAGGCCUACCCUACAGUAUGUGGCCACACUGGCCCCGUUCUGGACAUCGACUGGUGCCCUCACAAUGACCAGGUCAUCGCCAGUGGAUCUGAAGAUUGCACCGUGAUGGUGUGGCAGAUCCCAGAGAAUGGUUUGGUGACCUCUAUGUCAGAGCCAGUGGUGGUUCUGGAGGGUCAUUCUAAGAGAGUGGGAAUCAUUACCUGGCAUCCCACCGCCCGCAACGUCCUGCUCAGCGCAGGCUGUGAUAAUGUGAUUAUCAUCUGGAAUGUGGGGACGGGAGAGGCCAUGAUCACCCUGGAGGAUAUGCACCCUGACAUCAUCUUCAGCGUCUGCUGGAACCGCAACGGCAGUCUCAUCUGCACCGCCUGCAAGGACAAGAAAAUCCGAAUCAUCGAUCCACGCAAGGAGGAGAUCAUUGCGGAGAAGGAAAAGGCCCAUGAGGGUGCCAGGCCCAUGAGAGCUAUUUUCCUGUCUGACGGCAAAGUGUUCACCACUGGUUUUAGCCGCAUGAGCGAGAGACAGCUGGCUCUCUGGGAUCCGAACAAUAUUGAGGAGCCCAUUUCUGUCCAUGAGAUGGACACCAGUAACGGAGUCCUCCUGCCCUUCUAUGAUCCCGAUACUAACGUGGUCUACCUGUGUGGAAAGGGUGACAGCAGCAUCCGUUACUUUGAGAUCACGGAUGAAGCUCCUUUUGUCCAUUACCUCAAUACCUUUACCACUAAGGAGCCUCAGAGGGGCAUGGGAUACAUGCCUAAGAGAGGACUGGACGUCAACAAGUGUGAGAUUUCAAGGUUUUACAAACUGCAUGAGAGAAAGUGUGAACCUAUCAUCAUGACCGUGCCAAGAAAAUCGGACUUGUUCCAGGAUGACCUUUACCCUGACACGGCGGGUCCGGAGGCCCCCCUGGAGGCCGAGGAAUGGUUUGAAGGGAAGAAUGGAGAACCUGUCCUGAUAUCCCUGAAACAUGGAUACAUCCCAGGCAAGAAUCGUGAUCUCAAAGUGGUCAAGAAGAACAUCCUAGACAACAAGAUGACCAAGAAUACAGAGAACACCACCCCUGCCAACAAGACUGCCACCACCACACCAUCUAUCAAAAGUGAAGCUAAGCUGGAAGAGGUUUUGAAAGAAUUGAAAUCUCUCAGAGAGCUGGUCAGCAGUCAGGAAAAAAGAAUUGCCAAACUUGAGGAGCAGUUGUCUAAAGUGGACAUCUAAAAGGACCCUGAAAUUCCUUCCCCUUCUUCUAUUCAGGAUAUCCCAUUGGCCAGGUGGGCGGGACCCGUCACUGCCAAUCACCAUGACAGCGUUCCGUCUGAAGCCUGCCUUGAAAAGACUCCAACCAACAUUCCAAGAUGAUGAUCUUUUUUUUCCUUUUUUUUUUUUUUUUUUUUUUUUUUUUUUGCAAUCCCCAAAACCUGUUUAUACCUCAUAGCCAUUUGGAAAACUAGAAACGCCUUCAGUUUCUCUCCAAAUUUGACCUGUUUAGCUUUUUACUCAGUCUCACUCCAAAUCUUUCUGCAACGGCUGUGUUUUAUCUGAUGUUCUUGAAAGGUCUUAAGUUUUUUUGUUUUGUUUUUCUUACUAAAAUUGUGACAAAGAAGCAGUUACAUGAACUUGAUGAGCUCAAAGUUUUUGAAGUAGCCAUCAGUGUUGCAGUUCCCCUCUUGCCCUUUUGAGUUGCCAAAUUUCUAGAGGAGUUAUGCACCUCCCUGACAGUAUUUGACUAGAUUUUCAUUUUGUACUUAAAGGGACAAAGCAAUGCGGUAGUAAUGCAAGGAAGGGAAAUCAUUGGAAUCAUUUGUCAAAGUUAUAGCUGUCUUUUAAUCAACCUGGCAAGUUUACAAAGUACUGGAAAACAAUACAGGUGCAGUAAAAUAUUCCACUAAAUGACUUCUUUUGUUAAUCAGGUACCAAUGUAAAAGUAUUAAGAUAAUAGCAAUUAAUUAGCAAAAUAUCUGUGGUUGCCAUGAACACAGCCAAAGUGUAGUCUUCUCACAACUCACAACUCCACUUUCUCAGUGGCGAAAGUUCCUCAUCAUACUGGUAGCAUAGUCAAACCGAGUCAGUUUUUCCCCUUUCUAGUUUUCACGUCUAAACUUCUUCUCUUCAGUUUUGCUCUGAGAACCUGCGUGGGUCUCACUUUGUAAACUCUAGAAGUUCUCAGCUUUUAGUUUCACAUCCCAAAACGUGAAGAUACAAGCUCCGAACAGGCUAACGCCUGUAGAUGUUCAUUAGCUUUAGCAGCAAAACUUGUUCAUUGCUUUACCGACUUGAUAGCUUUUACUCUGACUUUGUUCUAGUCAGACACCGUUCAGGUCUAAGGAACACCAUUAGCUUUGCUUUCUCAUUAACUCCUACGAAUCUCAUCUUGAGUUGUGCCGUCCACACCGCCUCACCGCAACAACUUUGUCUGUACAUAUUUUUGUUGUGCAUUGUAGACCGUGACUACCAGCAAAAUAGUGAGUCAUGUUUGACUUCCUUUUUCUAUUAAGUCAUUUUGCGAUGCACUGUCUACCUUGCUCUCCUAACCAAGCAGAACCAAUUCUCUCAAGGGGCGGCUCACGUCUAGAUUGACGAUUUCAUGAACGUGUUUUGUGUGCCACGAGUUUGAGGUGAUGCUAUUUUUUUUAGUUUGGUCAUGCAUUGGUCAUGCCAGGAAGAGAGGAAAACUGUGAUUCUGCUGUUCAGAUUGCUUUGGCUACAUUCUUCUCUUGUGGUUUUCAUUUUGACGCUUCUUCAUAUCUCAUUUCUGUUUGCAUCACUGUCUAGUGCCUCUUUCGUAGUUUCUAAAAAGCACCCUCCCUCCUCCGCAAUGCUUUUUUUGGCAAGAAUAGCCACCGUCUUCUCACCUCAGAACCAUCAGCUGACCUACAAGAACUUCAGAUCUGUCUACAUCGACAGCAACAACUCAAUACCUCUGAUGUCAUUCUCUCGCUUCGCUCUGUCUUUUUUUUUU
This is a messenger RNA of Labeo rohita (rohu), 5988 nucleotides long. RefSeq names its product coronin, actin binding protein, 1Ca (gene coro1ca). Bases 156 to 4247 code for a protein of 1363 amino acids. Gene Ontology annotation, biological process: neural crest cell migration; actin filament organization. The record is from RefSeq and is a predicted model, not a curated record. The transcript has 12 exons. Gene Ontology annotation, molecular function: actin filament binding. NCBI's taxonomy places the organism in Eukaryota, Metazoa, Chordata, Actinopteri, Cypriniformes, Cyprinidae.